This is a messenger RNA of Eriocheir sinensis (Chinese mitten crab), 2370 nucleotides long. Its product is annotated as copine-8-like. Gene Ontology annotation, cellular component: plasma membrane. Gene Ontology annotation, biological process: cellular response to calcium ion. The record is from RefSeq and is a predicted model, not a curated record. The transcript is spliced from 8 exons. Gene Ontology annotation, molecular function: calcium-dependent phospholipid binding. Bases 338 to 1678 code for a protein of 446 amino acids. NCBI's taxonomy places the organism in Eukaryota, Metazoa, Arthropoda, Malacostraca, Decapoda, Varunidae.
AAAAUAAGAAUGGAGGCGUGGCUCAGUGCGCGUGUGUGGCUCUGGCUGUGUAGUAGUUGUAGUGGAGGAGGUCACAGGCUGGCCGAGUACCCAACUAUAGACUCCUUGCCCUUGGGAGUGAAUAAUACUGAAGACUGCUGUGGCCUGUGACCUGAAGGAGCAAGUUGUUUAAAUGCUGCAGUUCCAAUCCAAAGGAGUCACCACCUCCUAACCCCAGACAAAAAGCAAGGCGGGUCAUACCAUGUGAUACUAGCUGAGUUGAGUUCUUCAUACAAGAAAGAGGUAGGCAGUCAGCAAACCAGGUAGAGAGUAGUAGCGUAGCACCUGAUCACUGGACAUGGCUGGCACAGCUGCUUCUCCAACGUCCUUAGUUGAAAUUACCAUAUCAUGCAGGAAUCUGCGUGACACAGAUGUAUUCUCAAAAUCAGAUCCGUUGUGUGUAGUAUUUUAUCAACCUUUUGGAUCCAGAGAGUGGACUGAGUACAAGAGAACUGAAUGUAUAGAUAAUACCCUCAACCCAGACUUUGCUACGAAGAUCUCAAUGACUUAUCACUUUGAGGAACAACAGCAUUUAAAGUUCAAGGUGUUUGAUGUUGACUCUAAUUCCCCAUCACUUGACUACCAUGAUUACCUGGGGGAGUUUGAGUGCACCUUGGCCCAGCUAGUCAGCUCCCGGACAGUUCAGAAGCCUUUGCAAGACCCCAGCCAUUCUGGUGAUAAUGGGUACAUCAUCAUCACAACAGAGGAGCUUAGUUCAUGUAAGGAAGAGCUUGUUGUUCAGUUUGUAGGUAAGAAGCUGGAAAACAGAAGCUGGUUUUGUUCUAUCAGCCCGUUUCUUGAGUUUUACAAAGCCAACGAGGAUGGAACGUUUACCCUGGUGCAUCGCACUGAGCCAGCACGAAGCACCAACGACCCAGUGUGGAAGGAGUUUUCAAUACCGCUGCGUACGUUCUGCAGUGGUGACUACGAUCGCAAUGUUAAAGUGAUUUGCAACAACUUUAAGUCAAAUGGAAAUCAUAAACACAUUGGUACCUUUCACACAACAGUGAGGAAAUUAACUGAAGGGCCAGGUGCAUCAAAUACAUGCUGGCUGAUUAAUGAAGAAAGAAAGCGGCAGAAGGGAAGCAGCUACAAAAACUCUGGGGAAGUGUUGGUGAACAAAGCUCACACCCGACAAGUCUUCUCCUUCAUUGAUUACCUCAAGGGGGGCAUGGAGAUCAAUGCCUUCAUCGCCAUUGACUUCACAGCAUCAAAUGGUGAUCCUAAAUCACCCCAGUCACUACACUUCCUGAAUCCAGCGCUUCCAAACCAGUACGUCCGUGCCAUCACCUCUGUGGGGGAGAUCAUCGAGGACUAUGACACAGACAAGUUUUUCCCUGUCCUUGGCUUUGGGGCGAGGAUGCCACCAGCCUUCACAUCAGUGUCACAUGAGUUCUUUGUCAAUGGAGACCCCACCAACCCCUUCUGUCACAGAGUCCAGGGAGUCCUCGAGGCAUACUACAGUUGCCUGAACCGUGUGCAGCUCUAUGGGCCAACCAACUUUGCUCCCAUUAUCAACCACGUGGCUCGCUUUGCCGCCUCCAACACAGCGGGGGAUAAGUACUUCAUCCUUCUCAUUCUGACAGAUGGCAUCAUCACCGACAUGCCCCAGACAAAGGAGGAAACUGGGUGGGAGUGAGGUGUGUGAAGUCGUCGGUUUUGGAUGAACUGGGCACUCCCACGGCCGCCGGCCCUGGUCCAGAGGCAUCACUCAGUGCAAUGUAGGGAGAUGGGGAACGCACAGUCUAGUAUGUAAGUCUGUGAUUUAGCCACAAGGAUCUAUUAAAAACAAAAAUAGCCCAAAUAUCAUGAAAUUUGAUGCUUUUAGCCGAGUGCCAUCCUUAAUGUUUACUCAGUGUCUGAGGUUGUGCAUUUUAUGGGUACUUUGUAGAGGGCAUCCCAACCCUUGUGGUGACUCCUUCAUGCCUUAGUGUAUACCUGCCUUUCACCUGCCUAUUAUUUUGGGUUGUCAGUUACCUGUUGUUCAUGCUUUCAGUCCACUGCCUUUUAUUUAGUCAUCAUCUGCAUUGUAUUUGAAGCUAAAAUCUACUUUCUCGCUAUAAAUAAAUCCAUCACAGGGAGUUUAUGCCAUAAUUGCUUUUUCUCCCAGUACGUAUAUCGAUUCCCUGUAUACAUUCCAGGGUGUCAGUCAUCUAGUUUUAAGCUUUGUCAGCUGUGUUUUUUCUUGCUCUCACCUGCCUUUAUUUUCAGACUGCUUAUCACUUGCUUAUUAUGUGAGGAUGUUCUUUAAAUCUCAUCUCAAGCCAAUACCUGUGCCUGUACCUCCUCUUUAUAUUUGAGUGUUUGCUUGGUCAUCUUUUCAGGUUGUCA